Molecule: messenger RNA, 4347 nt
Organism: Carcharodon carcharias (great white shark)
Lineage: Eukaryota; Metazoa; Chordata; Chondrichthyes; Lamniformes; Lamnidae
Gene: pidd1
Product: p53-induced death domain protein 1
Exons: 17
Coding region: 632-3265 (877 amino acids)
Biological process (GO): DNA damage response; signal transduction; apoptotic process
Molecular function (GO): protein binding
Source: RefSeq, a predicted model, not a curated record
UGGUGCGGGAACUUUAGCUUGGUCUGAGGGGUUACCAUCUGUCACUCUGGGACUUGGCAGUAGCUGAGCUCAGGUGUGGGACAUGAUAGAUAGUUCGCGGCCGAAGCAGCUGUGAGCGUGUGCCUACGACUGCAGGCGAGUUACGAUAACUGGUGGGCCGGUAUUAGGAGCCAGUGAAGCCUGCAACCAUCACCCCAACAAGGGAGGGAGAUUUUGGUAGCAAAGGUUAUUGCUGCCGCUUCGGGAACGUUUGUAAUGUCGUAAAGUCGCAACGUUCUAUAAUUGGAAUGCUGGAAAGUCGCAACAUUUUAACAUUAGAACCUUGCAAAAUGGACUAUUGGGACAGUGCUAUGAGGCGGGAAGAAAUUGACCCGCGGGCGCUUUCCAAUAAGUGGGCGAGACGGCCGUGUAACCACAUCCCACAUUCACUCUCAGAUUGCCUUAAACAUAACCGAUCCGGGGCUUCUUCAACUUUGGAAACGCUUUUGACAAAUCGCAUUAAUUAUCACCAGCACUUUCGUCCGAACUGAAUUUGUUUCCUAUUCUCGAGGGAGAUUUGUUGUGAACAAACGUCUAAUGUCUGACCGACUUGUUGGAACAUGCAUCUCACACAGCUGAGCAAUGGUAAAAGAUGGCCCAAUUGCUGCUUGGGGAAGCAGCCACCGUCGGCACUGCCGAUGUGUACUUAGUAGACAACAGACUGAAUUUAGACGUGUUUCCAAAUAGCACCAGCCAUUUUUCUGUACUUUACAAAACACGCAGAGAGGAGGUGCAACAGAUUGAGUUUCUACGACUAAACUGCAAUGAGGAGCAAAUUGGUUCAUCACUCGCCAUCAUCCCUGAACUAAGAAGGCUGAAAUCACUUGUACUUAAAGGUGGUCAUCUCAAGGAUGAAUAUGGUGUGUGCCAGCGUGGUCUGGUGGCAACUUUGCCUAUGGAGUUCAAACAUCUCCAGCACUUGACCCAUUUGGAUGUGAGCUUCAACAGCUUUACUUCUUUACCUGAAUGUGUGACCGAGUUGAAGGAGCUAACCGUGCUUCAGCUGUGCCAUAACCAACUAGCUGCACUGCCCGAAAGCAUUGGCAAGCUGGUAAAACUGACCGAUCUUUUACUGAUGAAAAACCAGCUGAGAGAGUUACCUGGAAGCAUCGGUGAACUUGCAGCACUUCAGACAGCAGAUAUAUCUGAAAAUGAACUGGAACGGCUCCCUGACGAGAUAGGAAACCUCUCCAGUUGUACACAGUUAGACCUUUCGGGCAAUAGACUAACAACUGUACCAUCAUCACUUGCAAACCUGACGUCUCUUAGGGAAUUGCAUCUCCACAGCAAUCAUCUUGUAACUAUCCCAGCAUCCCUUGCUCGCCUUCCCAGCUUGUCUAGACUUGACCUGCAGAAUAACAGCCUGCGUUCCGUCCCUCCAGAGAUCCAGAAUUUCCCCUUUGUGCAUUUGAAGGGCAAUCCGAUAGGGCGGCCAGAGAGCCCUAAAGAACAAGACUGCACCAAACCCAAAGAAAUCCUGGUCCAAUACCUUGCAUCCGACGCAGACAGCUUCACUGUGACCGCUGAAGGCUGCAAUAUUGUGUUGCCCUGCGGGAUUGAAAUCCACUUCCCACCUGAAGCGGUUUCCUUGGCGGUGAUUACAUGUAGUGUCACCUCCCCUGACCCACAGCAGGUGAAACUAAGGCAUCAUGACUUCCUACUGAGCCGGGUCCUGGAACUUCUACCUCAUGGCAUACAGUUUGAAAAGGAAGUGCUCAUCCGGAUGCCAUAUAUUCCUCCUCAGUCUGACUGCCAAAGGGAGGUCGUCAUCCGGACAUUUAGUGAGAGCUGGAGUGAUGUGGAUACCAAGGUGUUCGAGUCACAAUAUAUAGCCUGCUGCAGUGUGCUCCAUUUCUCCUGGUUCCUUGUCAUUUCUCGACUGACGGAGAAUAACUGUACCAUCCCCCUUGAGGGAACUCGACUGUUUUCUUCUGUGGAUCCCAACAUAAAGGUGACCUUCCCACCUGGGGCAGUAAAUGAGUCUCGCAAAGUGAAAAUGCAGGUGUUACCAGUUGCUGUAGAGGAGUUACACAAGCUCCUAAAUGAUCAAGAUUCUGCAGCAAGUGCUUUGCUCUGUUUGUCACAGAAUACAACCGACAACUUCCUGAAACCAGUCAAGAUUCAGCUUCCAUUACCCAGUGGGAUCACAGGUUCAAAUUUGGACCGCUCCAAAUUACACUUACUUCAUGGAGAUCCAGAAGUCCAGGACUGGAUGGACAUUACUAAUCAGGUGGUGCUGGAAUUCACUCACUUGUAUGCUCUUUUUGAAGUUAACCAUUUCUCGUGGUACUGGUUGUGGUACACAACUAAGACAUAUGUCGGUGGUAUUGCUAAAAAAGUGUACGAACGCUUACGGAAGUGGCAGGUCAAUUUUUUGGCGCUGCAGAGAAAGAAGGACCCAGAGCAAAUUUUCCUGCAGUGUGUUCCCAAACACAAGGUUGAAUCUGUAUGCAAGAAACUGGAGCUCCGGUAUUGUGGUCCUGAGCCAUCUGAUAUGGUCGAAAUGUUGGAAGGGGAAGAGUUUUUUGCUGGAUUUGAAAAAGGGAUUGAAAUAGAGUCAGAUCGGCCAGACUGUGUAGAUGGGAGGAUUGUGUUCAUUUUUUACUCGCAUCUGAAGAACAGUAAGGAAGUUUAUGUCUCUACUGCAGCAGACAGGAAAACAAAAGCUGUGAAAGGACAGGUUUCCUUUUACAGAGGAUCCUUGCCAAAAAAUAUACCCGAGGAAGCUGCUAAGAAGCGAAAAGGCCCAGAUUCAAUGUGGCUGGCCACUUUGCCAAUCAAAUUGCCAAAGCAGAAAUCAAGGCUUCAUAAUGAGUCAAGAAUGGAAUCAUCCUAUCCUCCAUUAAAUCUAGGUGAUGAAGAAACUGGCUACCUCACUGAAGCUAAUCUUUUGAGUAUCGCAAGAAGAAUUGGGCCGGAAUGGCAGAAUAUUGGUAUAAAUCUCGGUUUAUCCUAUUCGCAAUUGGAAAGAAUAGGACAUAGUAAUAGGGGCGACCUGGACAAGCAAAUUUUAGAGAUGCUCUUUAAGUGGGCGCACUGCAACGUGAGUGUACCAGGCUGCAUCAGUCAACUAAUUCAGGCAAUGAAGGAGAGUGAUCGUGAAGAUAUUGCUGAAGAAAUACAUUGUAUUAUUGAACUGGGCAGGAAGAAAUAUCAUGAUUCCAUUCGCCGAGUAGGACUGAGCCAAGAAAGCAGCAACGAAGAUUCAGCUAUAGCAAUGGUAUAACCUGGAAAACAUUGCUCCAGUAGACAGUGCAUAUGAACCUUUGAGGUGGUGCUUGAGGGCAGGGAGGUUUUUAUUUAUUUAUUCUUUCACAAGAUAUGGCAUUGCUGGCGAGGCCAGCAUUUAUUGCCCAUCCCUAAUUGCCCUUGAGAAGUUGGUGGUGAGCUGCCUUCUUGAACUGCUAUAGUCCAUGUGGUGUAAGAACACCCAUAGUGCUGAUAGGAAGAGAGUUCCCGGAUUCUAUUUUAGACGUCAAUUUUUGCUGGCAAGAGGUGUCAUGGGGGACAGUGAACUCUUGGCAACAUUGUAUGGGAAAUGGUACACUGUAUGCAACUUCAGCAGAGCUCAUUCUACAUAAAUACCAAGAAUCACCGUGGUUGUGUUUUGCAGAGAAAUAUGGGGAAGGCCAACAAGAUUUGACGAUAGUACCAGUCAAUUUGCACUGAUGUGUGAUUUAGUUUGGUUUCAGCCACAGUGAUGUGCAAUUUUAUUCCAUGGAUGUUACCCAGAAUAGCAUACCUUGAACUUACUUUAAAAUGUUUAAUGAACUUCUUUACUCCUUAAGGUGAGGAAUGUCUGCAGUGCACCUUGGAAUUUUACCGCAUUGAACUAGCUAUUCAACUCAUUAAAUCUGCACUAGUGUUUUCUUCCACCUGAGCCACCUAGUCUAACCUCACCCUGCUACUAUUUCCUCUUGCACUUUAAAUCUGGAAAAUGGGGGUCUUUGCCACUUAGACACAUAGGAUCCUGGUAUCACCGAGCCUCACCAUGGGUCAACAUGGAUUGGAAUUCUGGUGCACCACCCAGCUGUGUGUGCCACCCCAUCUGGUAUGAAUGAAAAAAACAGGACAAGAGUGGUGGGCCUGCAUUGACAGCCAUUCUCUGCUUCCUUACAAAGGAAUUACAUUAAUGAGUUUCCAUGCUAAAAUUUGAGUUGUUUAGAUGAUAUACAUCCCUACUGUUUACUUGGCCCAUGUAAAGUAAAUGAAUUAGUAAACGUGGUCUGGUGUAGUUGGAUUCUUAAAAGGUACUCGAGCACAAUUCUGUAACCUCGUGGCCCGGCAUACCCCCCACUCUACCAUUAC